This is a messenger RNA of Marmota flaviventris (yellow-bellied marmot), 3746 nucleotides long. RefSeq names its product scavenger receptor class A member 5 (gene Scara5). Gene Ontology annotation, biological process: zymogen activation; iron ion transmembrane transport. NCBI's taxonomy places the organism in Eukaryota, Metazoa, Chordata, Mammalia, Rodentia, Sciuridae. The record is from RefSeq and is a predicted model, not a curated record. Gene Ontology annotation, cellular component: plasma membrane. Gene Ontology annotation, molecular function: ferritin receptor activity; serine-type endopeptidase activity.
CUGCCGGUGCCUCCUCAGAACAUCUCUGGAUUGCUGCUUGAGGCUGACGCAGGCGACGCAUCAAGACAGAGAGUCCCAGGUGCAGACCCCCUCUCCCUCCGCCACCAGGUUGAGUCUUGCCUCCUGACCUGGUGGUCCUGCAGAAGUGACCCUGUGGCCCUUGUCCUGAGACAAGUCACACAAGUGACCCUGUGGCCUUGCACCCUCUUUCUAUGACUCCGUCUGGAUUUGGCUGGCUGUGGAGACAAGCUCGGAGGGGCUGCCUGGGUCUCAGUGGGGCAUCAGCCAGCUCUCUGACCACCAUGGUGAAUGCCAGGAACUGAGGGGACAGGCUCUCCAGCCUCAGCAGGGGGACUCAGGACGUGAUGGAGAACAAGGCCAUGUAUCUGCACACCGUGAGCGACAGAGACACCGGCUCCAUCUUUGAGGAGCCCUUCGAUGGCAGGAGCCUGUCCAAGCUGAACCUGUGUGAGGAUGGUCCAUGCCACAAACGGCGGGCAGGAGGCUGUUGUACCCAGCUGGGCUCUCUGUCAGCCCUGAAGCAUGCUGUCCUGGGGCUGUACCUGCUGGUCUUCCUGAUUCUCGUGGGCAUCUUCAUCUUAGCAGUGUCCAGGCCCCGCAGCUCCCCGGACGACCUGAAGGCGCUGACUCGCAAUGUGAACCGGCUGAAUGAGACCUUCCGGGACUUGCAGUUGCGGCUGCUGCAGGCUCCGCUGCAGGCGGACCUGACGGAGCAGGUGUGGAAGGUGCAGGACGCGCUGCAGAACCACUCGGACUCGCUGCUGGCGCUGGCGGGCGCGGUGCAGAGGCUGGAGGGCGCGCUGUGGGGCCUGCACGCGCAGGCGGCUCAGACGGAGCAGGCGGUGGCCCUGCUACGGGACCGCACGGGCCAGCAGAGCGACGCGGCGCAGCUGGAGCUGUACCAGCUGCAGGUGGAGAGCAACCGCAGCCAGCUGCUGCUGCGGCGCCACGCGGGCCUGCUGGACGGACUGGCCCGAAGGGUGGGCGUCCUGGGCGAAGAGCUGGCCGACAUGGGCGGCGCGGUGCGUGGCCUCAAUCACAGCCUGUCCUACGACGUGGCGCUCCACCACACGCGGCUGCAGGACCUGCAGGUCCUGGUGAGCAACGCCAGCGAGGACACGCGCCGCAUGCGGCUGGUGCACAUGGACCUGGAGCUGCAGCUCAAACAGGAGCUGGCCACGCUCAACGCGGUGACCGAGGACCUGCGCCUCAAGGACUGGGAGCACUCCAUCGCGCUGAGAAACAUCUCCCUCGCCAAAGGGCCACCUGGACCCAAGGGUGAACAGGGGGAUGAAGGAAAGGAAGGCAAGCCUGGCAGCCCUGGACUACCUGGACUUCGAGGUCUUCCAGGGGAGAGGGGUACCCCAGGACUGCCUGGCCCCAAGGGCGAUGAUGGGAAGCUGGGGGCCACAGGCCCAAUGGGCAUGCGCGGGUUCAAAGGUGACCGAGGCCCGAAAGGAGAGAAAGGGGAGCGAGGAGACCGAGCCGGGGAUACCAGUGGUGCGGACGUCACGAUGAUCCGCCUGGUGAAUGGCUCCGGUCUGCAUGAGGGCCGCGUGGAGGUGUACCACGACCGGCGCUGGGGCACCGUGUGCGAUGAUGGCUGGGACAAGAAGGACGGGGACGUGGUGUGCCGCAUGCUGGGCUUCCGUGGCGCCGAGGAGGUGUACCGGACGGCUCGCUUCGGGCAAGGCACAGGGAGGAUUUGGAUGGAUGACGUCGCCUGCAAGGGCACAGAGGAAACCAUCUUCCGCUGCAGCUUCUCCAAAUGGGGGGUGACAAACUGUGGACACGCUGAGGAUGCUGGGGUGACAUGCUAUAGACACUAAAAAUGGGCACAGCCCAAGGUCAAGCCCUGUCACCAAGCCUUGCUCCUGCGUUUCUGCGAUAGGGACAUCGCUUGGAGCUACCUUGGCUGUGCCUCUGCUCUGCCCGGUCCAGUAUCCCCAGCCCCCAUAGCCCUAUCCCCGGACCAUGUGACUUGCCACUCUCCUUCCUGACAUCUGCUCGAGUGCUCUGUGGGCUCUGUGGGCUCUGUCUCCCUCCCCCCAGGGUUCCUGCUUGGGGAGCCCUGGUCGACUGGACCACCGGUUUGCUCAGCCGUCUGAGCCAUCCACAGGGCCUCGUAUCCACGUUCCCUUCAGUCUCUUGGUUACAUUUGAAUGCUGAGAAGAUAUCGGAGACAAAUAUGGCAGUGGAGAUGGGCGGUAUUACGGAUCUCUGACUCUUCAGAUAAUUCCCAAGCCUCAUUUAGGCCACGAGUUUCAAUAUCUGCCUCCCCAGCAAGAGGCAAUCCUGAAUGACUUGGUUUCCCCUCUUUCCUCUGCCUCCACGCACAAGGGGUUAGUUGGGAGGGAACAUAGAGGAGAAGCCACCUGUAGGAGCAAGAGGGAAUGCAAGACUCCUGCAGAAGCCCAGCUGGAGCUGGAGAAGGGGACUGAAACCAGCAUUUAUUCAAUGACUACCAUGGUGGGCUACAUAGUACCUUGGUGCUAAAUCAAUCCAUUUUGCUACAUUGGUACAAGGCAUGUCAGUCCAGGUAAGGUACUGCCUCCAGGUAGCACUCACCUGGCCUUCAAGUCAGAAACUGAGAGUGCUGAGGCCAAGUUCCCACUGGGAAGGCCUGAGCAAGAAGCUUGGGCCAGAGACACGGGUGCUUAGAAAGCCACACAGAUGUGAAGGGCUGACUGGGAGGGUGAGCGCCCAUGUUAACUUGAGUCACCGCUUGGUCAUUGGGCAGUCAGGGUUAAAGGCAAGUCGAGUGUGUCUCAGAACUGUUAGGAGGUGGUGACAUUGCACCUUCUAGGCCUCUUCAGGUGUGUUCCUGUGGUCAGGGGACACAAGUCCUGAUAGAUCUUAUAGGAUGGAAGGAAGUGAGGACUCCCUAUAAUUUCCAGGGGAGUGAGAGGCCAGGGCCCUCCACUCAUCUGCAAUCUCUGUCCCCUCCUGGUGAUCGGGAGGUCAGACUCUGAAGUGUACAUGAGGAGGAGGUUGGACUGGGCCAUGUUCUGGGGCUGGGGGCUGCUACCUGGUAGCAAGUACUUUCAGCUCCAUCUCUCCUUGGAGGAAUCACAAACUCAUAGUUGGAUACACGAUCGCCUGUCACCUCAGGUGAGCAUUAUUGUGUGUUGGGAAACUGAGACCUGGGUCCCUUCAAGCAUAGGCCCAGCAAAGGCCUGGCUGAAAACCAAGCCAAUAUGUGCCCUUGGUCAUUCUUUGCUUACAGUAUGCUUGUUAUUCACCAGUGUCCUAAGGAUCAGAGACUCUCCUUCUGAUCAGUUGCUAUGUUUACAUAACACGCAUGUGCUCAUGCAUCUUUUCCCAGAGCCAAUAUAUGUAUGCAUAUAUAAACACAGCACUCCUUACUACAUAGCUCAGCUCAUUGCAAAGUUUGCAUUUAAAGCAAAAUACUAAAGGUGGAAAGAUGUCACUUUGAAAAGAAUUCACAACUCAGUUCUAGCAAAGAAAUUGUUACCCCACCAGUGAAGACUCAGAUAAAUUUUUUACUUGGUCUUUUCAUUUGGGGAAACACACAUCUUGUUUUAAAUAAAAUAAAAACAAUGUUGAAAACUGUUUGAACCUUAAACAUAGAAGUCGGCUAGUUUACAUACCUACCUAAGAGGACAUGGAACUGACCAUGGACCUGUAUAUUUCAGGGACUAAAGGAAAUUAGGCCUGGCCUAAAAUAUAUCAAACCUUUUGUAAGAAAGAAUUUCAAUAAAGUG